Lymnaea stagnalis (great pond snail) is the source of this 6706-nucleotide messenger RNA. Lineage: Eukaryota; Metazoa; Mollusca; Gastropoda; Lymnaeidae. The record is from the annotation of a GenBank genome assembly.
AGGCUGCGUGAGUUCCUAGACAAUUACACGUCUGAAGUCAACAUCACAUCUGAUGGGGAGAUAACUAUUCCAACCAAUGAUUUUGAGGUUAAGGCUGUCCUAUUGAACAGAACGGAUGAUCAGCAAAACUUCACAUUUGUGCUGGAGACCAACUUCAAUAGCAGCCAAUUGGAUUUGAUGGUAGGUUUCCUUUGUGCUUAUAUCCUAUUAGUUUUUUGUCAUUAUGAACAGUUAUUUAAACAAAGUUAAUGUGUUAAACAUUUUUUUCCCCUUCUUUAUAAUAAAAAGUAAAUUGAUUCAGUUAAUUUUUUACAUUUUCCUUACUUAAAAUAAAAAGGCGAUGGAAUCUUAAAUGAUAUAAUUUUUAUAAUUAUUUUCUUCAUGUUCGUAUACAAGAUGUAGGCCUACAUUUGUUUGUUUCAGCCAUUUUUAACCAAAUUCCUUAUUAGACAUAUGUUUCAAAGAACUACAAUUUUAUUUAAAGGUUACUAUUGCUAGAUGUUCUCAUGUAUUGAAAUGGCUGUCCUCAUAACCUGUCCAUUAGAAAUUUCUUUCCAAGUUUAACUGCAAAAAAAUUAUGUUAAAAAUUCAAAGAGACGUAAAAUUUUGUAUUUUGCUUUUAUAUACAAUUUUGCACCCAAAACAACUUUUGGGUCACAAUUACUAAUUUUCUAUCUCUUGCCAGCAUAAUUUGAGCAUCACCUUACCAUGGUUAGUGGUCGGAGAUUCCAACACCAGCACAAAUAAUACCAGACUGCAAUUUAUUGGCUAUAAGAGAUCACAGCUUUUUGUCCCAGCAGAAGGUUUUGGGCAGUAUGGAGCCCUGGCAAGUUUGAUAUUGAACAGACAGCGUGUUGUCUCGGCCACAGUCAGGGGCAGGCAGCUGACCAAUUUGUCAGAGCCAGUUGUUAUUCGGCUGCCCAAGAUUCAAGUAAGUUUCUCUAUCUCCUUUUAUUAAAUACCAUAAAAUAAGUUGUUUCAUACACAUAUUAGUCCUGGGUGAUGUUGAGAAUGUGUUUGUUUAGCAGAAUUAUUCAUUGAAUAGUGGCAAAUUAGAAUUAUUAUUUUUUAAUAAAGAAAAAAAAUCAGACUAAUGUUGACAUUUGAUCUGUUAAUAAAAAAAUUUAAUCUUAGAAUCUGUAUUUUAAAUUUAACUGCAUUUGGAACUUUUAUUAUUUUCAAAAAGAAUACUUUUAAAAAUUUUAACCUUGUUUUUUUUAAUUUGAUUUUCAGGAAGGUGUUAAUCACACAUGUGUUUUUUGGGAUACUAAUGGUUAGUUGAUUAUAAUGGUUUCUUUAGUUUACAAUCACUUAUGUAUGUUUCAUACAUAUUUUUUUAAAUAUGAAAUGUUACUUUCUUUAAUUUACCUCAACUAAAAAUUCAUAAAUUCGUAAUAAAUUAAAAUCAGCUUCUUACAAGAGCUUAAAUUUAAAAUGUAAUGAAUUUGCCACAACGUAUGUGGCUCAUGUCAAUUGUUUAGUUGUUGUUUUUUACCAAUUGUUAACAUUAUUGAUAGGUUUAUUGCCCUUUUCUUUUAUUGUUUAAAAUGUUUUAGAUGUUUAAAAAAAUGAAAUGCCCAAUAGCAAACAAAACAAAAACUAAGUUUCACAGAUAAUUUAUUUUUCUGUUUUAUUAUUGUUAGUCUCCUUUGAAUGACUUCAUCUAGUCCAACUUGAUACGUUAAGACCAAUGUUUGACUUUGUAUUUUGUGCUUGUCCUUUCUCAGCAUCCAAUUGGUCAACAGAGGGCGUGAUACAGUUUGAGGAUGAGUUUGGUUAUGUCACAUGUCAUUCUGACCAUCUGACAAGUUUUGCUGUGCUCAUGGUUGGUGGAAUAAGUUUUACUCAUUCAUUCAUGUGAAGCAUUCAGUGAUGAUUGAUUUUUCUAUAAACCAUAACUUUGUAUCUGAAUUUUUUUUUUUCAAGUUAACUAUUGACAUUUAACUUUUGAAUCUGAUCUGUUAAAAAAAUUGCUGAAAUAAUCAGUAAUACAUAUUUGUUUACUGCUUUAAUAAUGUCUAAAAAUCAAUCACAUUUUAUCAAAGUGUUUAGAACCACUGAAAUCCAAACUGAUAAAACAGAAAUUAAUUCUGAGAAUAGUGUUUUGACCAUGAACUGUUCAUGAGAAGAAGUCCAGCACUAAUUAAGAAAGAUUUCAGUUGAAAAUAGAGUGUCAGAAUCAAACCAUUUGAACAAACAGAUCUGAGGGUUACACAUGCAUGAUUUCACUUGUAAGACUAUUUAAAUAGUGCUAAAUUUUUUUCGAUAUUUUAAAAAAUAUUUUUGUUUGCUUUCACAUAAUGAAUAUUUUGAUGUUCCUUCUUUUAAAAACAAAUGACACAAAAACAUUCCAUUUAAGGAUGCCUCUCCCGGUCAAAGAUUAUCCAAAGAACAUGAAGAUGCUCUGACAUACAUUACUUACAUUGGAUGUGGCAUAUCUCUGGCAUGUCUGGUCAUUACGGUCUUGACUUAUGGCCUCUUCAAGUGAGUGGCAAUGUAUUGUGAUUGUAUGACCAUGAUUUGUUAAUAACGUUAAAUAAUAAAAGAAGCCUUUAUGAUGUUUAUCAAACGUCUUCAGUAAUGUCAGGCAUAUAAUUUUUUUUUAAAUAAAGAUAAUUAUAUAAAUGUAAUUACAUUCAUUAAAUAAGAAUGAUAAAUAUACAUUUAAACUGAGUUUAAAAGCUUUAAUAAAUAACUUAAGAAUCUUGCCUUUCUGUAUUUGUUUACAACCAAAGAUGUCUCAGCAAUGACAAAUCUGGCAAGAUUUUAAUUCAGCUGGGGACAUCUCUGAUAUUCCUCAACAUCAUCUUCUUAGUAGGAUCAGUGGAUGUGUCACAGUACAGGUAUCUUUACAAUUCUAUCAUUAGUUUUACCUUUAAUCUUAUGCUGGUCUGUUUGUCCCACUGAGUAUAAAUAAAAUCCACAAUAUAUUUCACACAAGUUGAUUAAAGCCGGCACCACAAAUUAUGCGCAAGCUCUAACAUUAAAAUAUGCCUAAGAAAGUAAUAAGACAUAUUAUAAUAAACUUUUAUCUCUUAAAACGGCUAACCUACUAAAAAUGCAUCUAUAAAAAAUAUUUCUAAGGUUCUGCUUAAUAACAGCAAACAAUUAUUUCCAAUAUUUGGACUAGAAAUUUGUCACUGAUUUUAGAAACUGACAUCACUUAAUGAAGACAGAUAGAAUAAGUUAAAGCAAUGUAUAACAAAGAAAGAACAUGUGCAAUUACUGAAUGUGGGGUAGAAUGUAAUUAAAGCAAAUUCUCAAUUAACCUCACUUAAUUUAAGAAAUUGUUAUCAUGAUGGAACUAACUAGAUAACAAAUUAUUCAGGCGAUAACUGUCUUCUGAUUAACAGAUAAAUAGGUGAACCAGAUAAAAACUCUGUGCUUUCUUUUAAUUUAUAUCUGCUAGUAAUGUGGGUUGUGUUAUUGUGGCUCUGCUGCUCCACUACUUCAUCCUGGCUGCCUUCAUGUGGAUGCUGGUGGAGGCCAUAGAGAUGUACCAGGCUCUUGUCACGGUCUUCAGUAAAUACGAGAGGUUCUACCUGAUCAAACGCUGUCUGGUGGCCUGGGGUGAGUAGUUUGCAUUCAUGUUUGAAGUGUGCAGCGGAUGUUGUAUGGCUUUUUUUUUUUUCUGGGGUUUAUAUGUUUGAGUUUGGCUGCCUGGGAAUGUAUGAUAUGGCUGUUAGAAGUAUACAGUAUUUGGUGAUCUGGGUUAUAUGUGUUUGGGUUGUGUUGCCUGGGUUCUCUGAAAUUUAAAAAAAAAAUAUUUGUAUUUCAACAAGUAAGUUGCCAGUGUAAUAUUUAGAAUUUACAUCAUAAGAAAUUACAGUUUUAAAUAUCAGCGCAAAGCUUUUCUAUGACAUCUCAAGCAUGUCAAAUUGAAGCAUUUUCAUUUAUUUAAUUUCUAAUUGCUAGAUGCAGAACAUAGAUUUAGGGCCUAUAAAUUUGGCAAAAACUCAUUGCAAUAACAUGAGAGUUGAAAUCAGAAUUAUUAAAAUGAUUCCUUCCAGGUGUCCCUGUUCUAAUAGUUGGCAUCACAGCAGCUAUUGACAUUGACAGCUACCAUAAUGACACAGAUCCACGGGAAAUGUGAGUAUAUGUGACACCAGGGAAUGGAAAAGUUAAGAUAUUAUUUAUUAUUUUUAUUUUAAGAAACUGAUUUCUAUAUUUGAGCUUGAUGGUGGCAUUUUAUUUAAAUGACCUGGGGGAAAAAGUGGGGGUGGGUGGGGUCUGGCCUUUAAAUUCUAAGUUUCAAGCACUAUAUUUAAAGAUAUUUUUGGGGUUUUGACAAACAAGAAAAAACAAAGACUUUAUAAAAGCUUAGCUCAGUUAUCAGAAGUUGGUCUGGGAUGGUUAUUUUUGAAAGCAGACAUAUGAGCAAAAAGAAGCAAAAUGUUUGAUGAUACAAUGUUUAAUAAAUAUAAACAAUAAUUUUUUUCUUUAGUCCCAGAUAUAAAAGCUUUGGGACAGGUGGAUAUUUUAAAAUAAUUUGUAUAUUAGCUUUCAUGAAUGUCAUUUUUAAUUGGAUCACUUGCAAUUGAUUUUAAUUAGAGAAAAAUAUAUUAAUUUUUUUUUAAAUGCCCAAUAUAUUACAUAGAGGUGAUUAAAGAGGCUUACUCUCCACCCCAUAAUACUGAUGCAUUACUUUGUUUCAGCUGUUUCCUGACCAGCCGCAAUGCUGCAGCCUACUACAGCUCUCUCAUUGCCCCAUGCUGUCUCAUUAUCAUAAUUAAUACUGUGGUGUUUAUCAUGGUGGCUCGUGUGAUCCUCAAACCAAAAUUUCAGGUAACUCAUCAAAACCACUUUGAAAUCCUCACGUUGACGCCAAAGGUGUUAAAAAAUUGAAUGCAAUUAGCAAUGAAUAUGCUUCAACUUUAACCCAAAGCAAACCUCUUCAAAUGACUGAGUUAAUAUAAUGUGGAAAUUAUCUUGUUUUAAACCCAUUUUUCUGUUUCUUGCUUAUUUAUCCUAGACAUAGUGUUACCAUGAUUUUAUAUGGUAGAGGAGGUAGUGGUUAACAAAAAAAUUCGGAUGGGGUUUAAGGGUGGGGAAACCAUCAGAAACUACUGUAACAAGUCAUCUUGUACUGUAACAAGUCAUCUUGUACUGUAACAAGUCAUCUUGUACUGUAACAAGUCAUCUUGUACUGUAACAAGUCAUCUUGUACUGUAACAAGUCAUCUUGUACGGUAACAAGUCAUCUUGUACUGUAACAAGUCAUCUUGUGCUGUAACAAGUCAUCUUGUGCUGUAACAAGUCAUCUUGUACUGUGACAAGUCAUCUUGUAUGCAGAAGUCAAAAUUAUAAAACAUUUUGACUUGUUGACCUAAUUGUUUAUACACAUAAUUUGUGUCAUUUAAUUUUAUAAAGUAAAUAUUGACUGACAUUUUUUUUUGUAAAAAUUUAUAAACAGCAGCAGCUGAAUAAUGACACCGUGACCAUCACACCGGCCCAGAUCAGAGGAGCCUUCACCGUCAUGUUCCUGCUGGGGAUCACCUGGGUCUUUGGACCCCUGGCCAUCAACGAGGCCAAACUUGUCUUUAGCUACAUCUUCUGCAUCUGCAACUCUCUCCAAGGUUUUCUCAUCUUUGUGUUCCGCUGCCUCCUGAACCCUGAGGCUAAGCUCGCUUGGGUGCAGCUUUUCCAGACAGGAACCCUUAAACGCAGGCGUGGGCCAAUCAAAUCCGUGUACACCGACUCAUCAUCUAAAGCAGAAGGCAACCAGCGCAGAAUGAGCAACAGCAACGGGAGCGGUUUCCUCAGCACGGGGAGCACCAAAGUCAACUUGACCAAGAGUGGCAACGGAUUUCAUCCACACCCACAUCAGCUCCACACGACAAACGGAUGGCAUCCCAAUCUGAACGGGACAAAGUCAGAUAAGUUUCAGACCUCUACCCAAGGCCUCAACUACAAACUCUCCCCGAAGUUAGAACGUCGCCACAGCAGAGAAUAUUCUAUAACCACAAAAAGAGAAUCACUCCCCAAUGAUUCAAUGUCUGAAUUCCAGGAUGAACUAACACAUUUUUGAAAUUGAUGUGCAAUUAAUGACUCAGUUCUUGAUAUGUGUGUACCACAGUCAUACUUUGAACACUCUGUCUAAAGCACAGUAAUGCUUUGAACUCCAAGUGAGUACAUGUGACAGUCAUGCUUUCAACUCAUGCUUUGUACCACACUCAAGUUUUGACACAGCUGUUACAUGAACUGACAAUUCCAUGUUUUAAAUGUACAAUGAGGUGAAAGCCAAAUCUUUCUUCCCCAAAGCCUUUCAACUUACAACUUUAAGUAAAUAUGAAGUACACAAAGAUGCCUUGGAACUGAGCCAAGAUGUAGGAAAUGAGACUUAAAUAAAAAUGCUUAGAGCUUACAGGCUACACUCAAAUGGUGGCUGCCUAUCUCUACAGUGGAGUUGAAGGUUCAAAGGUGACCAACCCAAAAUAAACAGACCCUAGGAAUGACGGGCUGGAUUCUUCAGUCUUUUUACUUUUAAAAAUAAAUCUCCUUGAACACAGGAAGGGAACAAUGCAAGUCAAGUCUGCUUAACUUUUAUGAUGUACCUGCUGUUUAAACAUUGAGUUUCAUGCUGAUGAUUGAGAUCUGAAGGGGAGGGACAGGAAACACACUUCUCAACAAAGUUAUCUUAGUUCUGUCUUCAUUACUAUUGACUAAAUUAGGCAUGAGAAAAAGAUAUUUUUCAUUGCUGUUCGCCU